AUGAUGGUGGAGACGCUGAGUAUCGCGGUGAUCGGUGCUCCCGGGGUGGGCAAAACUUCUAUCAUCCGCCAGUUCAUCUAUAACGACUUCUCCGAGGCGUACACGCCGACCCGGAGCAGAUACGUGCACAGACCCGCCGUCAUCCUGAACGGGAACAUGUACGAGCUGAAGGUUUUGGACGUCCCGCCAAUCUCCUCUUUUCCCGCCAGCGCCAGUCAGGAGUGGCUUGAUUUGCGCUGCAGAGGCGUCCGCAACGCCAACGCCUACAUCCUGGUGUACGACAUCUGCUGUGUGGAGAGUUUUGAAUACGUUAAAAUGAUCCGACAGCAGAUAGUAGAGAACAGGGAAGGCAGCAGCAGCGAGGUCCCCAUCCUGGUGGUGGGCAACAAGAGAGAUUUGCAGCGUCAGCGCUUCAUGCCCCGCAGGGCGGUGUCAGUCCUGGUGAAGAAGACCUGGAAGUGCGGUUACGUGGAGUGCUCUGCCAAGUUCAACUGGCACGUAGUCCUGCUCUUCAAAGAGCUGCUGGGCAUCGCUGUGGCACGGGGCAUGCGCCAGAACCACACCUCCAUCCGUCUGCAGGGGGCUUUACAGAGGAACCGCUGCACCGUCAUGUGA
Messenger RNA from Nematolebias whitei (Rio pearlfish), 615 nucleotides. It is a transcript of the gene rasl10a, whose product is annotated as RAS-like, family 10, member A. Lineage: Eukaryota; Metazoa; Chordata; Actinopteri; Cyprinodontiformes; Rivulidae. Bases 1 to 615 code for a protein of 204 amino acids. The transcript has 3 exons. Gene Ontology annotation, molecular function: GTP binding; GTPase activity. The record is from RefSeq and is a predicted model, not a curated record.